Messenger RNA from Striga hermonthica, 867 nucleotides. The record is from the annotation of a GenBank genome assembly. NCBI's taxonomy places the organism in Eukaryota, Viridiplantae, Streptophyta, Magnoliopsida, Lamiales, Orobanchaceae.
AUGGCAAGAAAACACACAGCUCAACUUUUCCUAACGACAAUAUUCUCAGCCUUAUUAAUAUUCCGCUUCCAAUUUCCCUCCGCCGCCGCCUCCUCGGAGGACGCCUUCCUCUACGGCGGGUGCUCGCAGGUUAAGUACGCACCCGACUCUCCCUACCAAUCGAACCUCAACUCCCUCCUAACCUCCCUCGUCAACUCGGCCACCUACUCAUCCUACAACAAGUACACCGUCAUGGGCUCGGGCCCACAAGACGUCGUGUACGGGAUUUACCAGUGCCGGGCCGACCUGUCCAUGCCGGACUGUGCCACCUGCGUCGCCCGGGCCGUGACCAAGCUCGGCCCGCUCUGCUCGGGGGCCUGCGGUGGGGCAGUCCAGCUGGACGGCUGCUUCGUGAAGUACGACAACGUCUCGUUCGUGGGCCAGGAGGAUAAGACGGUGGUGUUGAAGAAGUGUGGGCCGUCGGAUGGGAUUGGGCCGGAUGGGACCGGCCAGAGGGACGCGGUGCUGGCGGGCCUGAGCGGCGGGGGAGGCCCGUUUAGGGUUGGAGGGACCGGGGGCGUGCAAGGGGUGGCACAGUGUGUCGGGGACUUGAGUGCGGGGCAGUGCCAAGACUGCGUGUCGGAGGCCGUGCGGCGGCUCAAGGCGGAGUGUGGAGGGGGCGUGUACGGGGACGUGUUUCUGGGUAAGUGCUACGCGAGGUACUCAAUCAGUGGGGCCCACAUCUACGCAGCGCCGAACCACGGGUCCGGUGAUCAUAGCGAGUCGGAGAAAACAUUCGCGAUCAUAAUCGGAUUAUUAGCCGGAGUCGCACUCGUAAUUAUUUUCCUCACUUUUGUGGGGAGGUUGUUUGGGAGAAAUGGAAAAUAA